AUGUCCGCCGCCCGUACCGCAUUUGCCUCGCUGGCCCGCAGCCAGGUCGGUGCCGCCGCCUCGCGCACCCAGGCCCGCUGCCUCGGCACCUCGUCUGCCAUCAGGCAGCCCUCGAAGCUGCUCCAGCAGACCUCGUCCGCCUCGCCCGUCGCCAGCUCGUCGCGGUUGACCACCAACCCUGCCGCCCUCACCGCCUUCAUCCCCUCGUCCUCGCGCAACGCCAGCACCGAUGGAAAGCCCCAGGAGAUGACCGUCCGUGAUGCGCUCAACUCGGCCAUGGAGGAGGAGAUGCUCAGGGACGACAACGUCUUCAUCCUCGGCGAAGAGGUCGCCCGAUACAACGGCGCGUACAAGGUCACCCGUGGCCUCCUCGACAAGUUCGGCGAGCGACGUGUCAUUGACACGCCCAUCACCGAGGCCGGUUUCGCCGGUCUCGCCGUCGGUGCGGCCCUCUCUGGCCUUCGCCCCGUCUGCGAGUUCAUGACGUUCAACUUCGCGAUGCAGGCCAUCGACCAGGUCAUCAACUCGGGUGGCAAGACUUACUACAUGUCCGGCGGCAACGUGCCGUGCCCCAUCGUCUUCCGCGGCCCCAACGGCGCCGCUGCCGGUGUCGGCGCCCAGCACUCGCAGGACUACGCGGCGUGGUACGCCUCGAUCCCCGGUCUCAAGACCGUCAGCCCGUGGAGCGCCGAGGACUGCCGCGGCCUGCUCAAGGCCGCCAUCCGCGACCCGAACCCGGUCAUUGUCCUCGAGAACGAGAUCAUGUACGGCACCAGCUUCCCCGUCAGCCAGGAGGUCCUCUCUGACGACUUUGUCAUCCCGAUUGGCAAGGCCAAGGUCGAGCGCGCCGGCAAGGACAUCACGCUCAUCUCGCACUCGAUUGGCAUGACGUACGCCAUGGAGGCCGCCGAGAUCCUCAAGAAGGAGGAAGGCGUCGAGGCCGAGGUCAUCAACCUGCGCACCAUUGCGCCGCUCGACGUCGACACCAUCCUCGAGUCGGUCAGGAAGACCAACCGCGCCGUCACCUGCGAGUCGGGCUUCCCCUUCGGCAGCGUCGGCUCCGAGGUCACGGCCACCAUCAACGACUACGCCUUCGACUACUUGGACGCCCCCGUCGAGCGCGUCACGGGCGCCGCCAUCCCCACCGCCUACUCUGAGCCGCUAGAGAAGCUCUGCUUCCCCAACACGGAGCUCGUCGUCAAGGCCGCCCGCCGCGCGCUCUACAAGUGA
Molecule: messenger RNA, 1230 nt
Organism: Pseudozyma flocculosa PF-1
Lineage: Eukaryota; Fungi; Basidiomycota; Ustilaginomycetes; Ustilaginales; Ustilaginaceae
Exons: 3
Coding region: 1-1230 (409 amino acids)
Biological process (GO): pyruvate decarboxylation to acetyl-CoA
Molecular function (GO): pyruvate dehydrogenase (acetyl-transferring) activity
Source: RefSeq, a predicted model, not a curated record